This is a messenger RNA of Osmerus eperlanus (European smelt), 2863 nucleotides long. RefSeq names its product zinc finger protein 384 b (gene znf384b). The record is from RefSeq and is a predicted model, not a curated record. The transcript is spliced from 11 exons. Gene Ontology annotation, biological process: regulation of transcription by RNA polymerase II. Gene Ontology annotation, cellular component: nucleus. Gene Ontology annotation, molecular function: DNA-binding transcription factor activity, RNA polymerase II-specific; RNA polymerase II cis-regulatory region sequence-specific DNA binding. Lineage: Eukaryota; Metazoa; Chordata; Actinopteri; Osmeriformes; Osmeridae. The coding region runs from base 164 to 1819 and encodes 551 amino acids.
GCCAGCUGCUUCACCAGAAAGAAAAAAAAAGAAAAAAUAUCGACGACAAAAAACGCGGUGAAAUUCUACAUUCGGGCAGUUUGGACAGAGUUUCCGAACUGUCCCGGUCCACGGGAACUCCGGGGAGGGAGAGGGAGACUUCAGCACCGGUAAAUACCACGGAAUGAUGGAAGAUUCCCACUUUAAUUCAUCGUACUUCUGGUCUCCCAUUCCCACUGUGCAAGGACAGAUCGAGAACGCCAUGUUUCUGAACAAGAUGAAGGAGCAGGAGAAGAAUCCGUCCUUCCAAGCCUCCAGUACCUCUCACUACCAAACGACAGUGCUCAUCCCAGGCCCCAAGCAGGAGGGGGGAGGGCAGGGGGGAGGGGGGCACCUGCUUCCCCCUCACAGCACCCAAAACAUCACUGUGGUCCCUGUGUCCUCCACUGGCAUCAUGACUGCAGCAGGUCUGGUCAUCACAACCCCUCAGGGUACUUUAGUAUCUCCUGCAUCAUCCUCUCAAUCGUUUGUUCCCGGUCACCCGGCAACGACCAUGAUCGUCUCUGCACUUCAUGCCCCGAACACAGAUAAAAAAGAAGAUGGACUGCCCCACUUGGUUGUCAUGCCGACUCCAUCAAAGCGAGGCAGGAAGAAAAAGACGGCGUUGCAGAGGGCGGGGCUCGGUGCUGGCCACGCCCUCUCGGCAGGGAACGAGACUCUCAUCCUGGCUCACCUAGCAGCAGGGGGGCAGGUUAUGUCUUUACAGCAUCACGCCACAGACCCGUACGACCUGUCGAAUGAAGACGAAGACCACGGAGGAAAAGACACAAAUAAGACCUACAGGUGCCGGAUGUGUGCGGUGACCUUCUUCAGUAAGUCAGACAUGCAGAUCCACUCCAAGUCCCACACUGAGGCCAAGCCCCACAAGUGUCCCCACUGCUCCAAGUCAUUCGCCAACUCCAGCUACCUGGCCCAGCACAUCCGUAUCCACAGCGGGGCCAAGCCUUACACCUGCUCCUACUGCCAGAAAUCAUUCAGGCAGCUCAGUCACUUACAGCAGCACACACGGAACCACACUGAGGCCAAGCCCCACAAGUGUCCCCACUGCACCAAGUCCUUUGCCAACUCCAGCUACCUGGCCCAGCACAUCCGUAUCCACACGGGGGUGAAGCCCUACACCUGCUCCUUCUGCCAGAAGUGCUUCAGACAGCUCAGUCACCUCCAGCAGCAUAACCGCAUUCACACGGGAGAUCGGCCCUACAAGUGUGUGCAUCCGGGAUGUGAGAAGUCCUUCACACAACUAUCUAACCUCCAGUCUCACCGGCGGCAACACAACAAAGACAAGCCCUACAAGUGUAGCAACUGUAACCGUGGUUACACGGACGCUGCGAGCUUGGAGGUUCACCUGUCCACGCACACGGUGAAACACGCCAAGCUGUACUCGUGUGGCCUCUGCAACCGCACAUACACCUCGGAGACCUACCUGGUCAAACACAUGCAGAAACACAACCCGGACCAGCUGACUGCAGCGGCCGUAGCCGCAGCUCAGCAGGCACAAUCACACCAGAACCAGAACCAGAACCACAGUGGAGCUCAAGGCCUGGGAGAGGGCACAGACGGCGGGGGCUCCAGGCCCGGUGGAGGAGGGCAGGGGCAGAACCAGGGCAGCUACACCCAGGCAGAGACAGUGGGCUGCCCCUUUGACCUGCACCAGUAUAAGACUGUGGCUGCUGGGGAUAUCCAAUACAAAACAGUUAGUGUGGCUGACUUGGUGUCCCAUAAAGACCUCUGUCUCACUGUGGCCACCUCCACCAUCCAGGUGGAGCACCUGAACUCAUAGUGAUCGUGUGGGGAGGGGGGGGGGUUGACCAUAGGAAGGGAGCCAGGAGAGGCAUGUAGGACGGCUGAAUACAUGGACAGGAUUUCUGAUGGACUGGAUUUAAGAAAUACAGAUGACAGAGGAACACAUGACUGUGCCUGAAAAAUGGAAUGUGGCAUAAGACCUUUGGAGGAGACUUGGGUGGGAGAAGGUCUCUGGUCUCUUGAGAGAGGGUGUUUUUGUACUCGAUUUCUCACUAAUGCCCAGAUUAAUGUCCUUUUUUUUGUGAACCCAGGUUUCUGAAUGGGUAGUGCAUGUAAAGGAGGGUAUCUCUCUCCAUCUGUGUUCAUCCAGAACGCACGGCGAGAGGAGAAACAGAGUAAAGAGAUGUUCUCUUUUUAUAUUUUACUAUUUCAUAUCCUGCUCUUCCCUGCAAAUGUAUCCAUGGCCAUAAUUUAUGAUCACUUCAGCGAUACUUUUAAUGGAAACUGGUGGUAAACUGUGAAGGUAAAUUUUUAUACUUUCUUACAGGUACUCCCGUUUUUCUACAACUUCAUUGUCAUUUCUAUGUUAUGUCUAGUUAUUUUAGAAUACGCUAACAAUUAUAUUUUUCACUGAAAAAAGGGAAGUAGUAUAUAUUGAUUUGGAAGAAGAAAAAGAAACAAUAGGCAAAUAUUUCAAAGUAUAUAUUACCAGUAUAUAUAUAUAUAUAUAUAUAUAUAUAUAUAUAUAUAUAUAUAUAUAUGUAUGUAUGUAACGAAAGUCCAUAUACCUUUUUAAAAGACAAUUGACAUGUAUGGACUAAAGCCAAACUCUGCUUCGUUCACGUACUAUUUUGGGAGGUGAAUGGGGUUAGCGUGUUCUUUUUCCUCAUGUAGUCCUAGUUGUAUCUCAUUGUGUGUCAUAAGAAUAUCAUUGUUAUCCAAAUGUAUUCUUGCUAUUAUACUUCCGAUAUUUAAGUAUUAAACGGAUGUUUAUGAUAUUCCUUUCCAAAUAGACACGUCAAUCCGAGAUGUGUUUUUACGCUUACGAUACCUACACUAUUAAACACCUCACUGAAGCGGU